Molecule: messenger RNA, 2052 nt
Organism: Micropterus dolomieu (smallmouth bass)
Lineage: Eukaryota; Metazoa; Chordata; Actinopteri; Centrarchiformes; Centrarchidae
Product: protein arginine N-methyltransferase 8-B-like
Exons: 11
Coding region: 107-1324 (405 amino acids)
Biological process (GO): peptidyl-arginine methylation
Cellular component (GO): plasma membrane
Molecular function (GO): protein-arginine N-methyltransferase activity
Source: RefSeq, a predicted model, not a curated record
GACACUUUAUAUUUUCUUGGAUACGACCUUUCGCAGACAUUUAAAAUGAGUGAGCAGAUCCUCCGUACACUUCUAAGAGUUGUAGCCUAAAAUCUCGCCGGCUCUCAUGGGACUGAGGCAUUCGUCGCGUUGUUUGCUGCUACGGCGGAAGAUGGCGGAGGCGGACAGCUCCGAGCGACAGCAGCCUGUCACAUCCCCCCUCUCUCAAUCUGCCCAGCCCUCCCCACUGCCUAAACCAGUGCCUACUACCCACCAUGUGCCCUGCAUCCCCCAUACGCCUCAUGUAGCGGCCCUGGCAACAUGUCCUGGUCGAGGCAAGAUUGCCAAAUUCCUCAGCCCGGAGGAGAUGACAUCACGGGACUACUACUUCGACUCUUACGCCCACUUUGGCAUCCAUGAGGAGAUGCUGAAGGACGAGGUGCGGACGCUGACCUACCGGAACGCCAUGUACCACAACAAGCAUGUGUUCAAAGAUAAAAUCGUCCUGGAUGUUGGUAGUGGCACAGGGAUCCUCUCUAUGUUUGCCGCCAAUGCCGGCGCCAAGCACGUGUAUGGGAUUGAAUGUUCAAGUAUAUCUGAAUAUUCAGAGAAGAUCAUCAAGUCAAAUCACCUACACAAUGUCAUUACCAUCUUCAAGGGCAAAGUGGAGGAGGUGGAGCUGCCUGUGGAGAAGGUGGACAUUAUCAUCUCAGAGUGGAUGGGCUAUUGCCUGUUCUACGAGUCCAUGCUCAACACCGUCAUCUUUGCCAGGGACAAGUGGCUGAAACCUGGAGGUCUGAUGUUCCCUGACAGAGCAGCUCUCUAUGUGGUAGCCAUUGAAGACAGACAGUACAAGGACUUCAAGAUUCAUUGGUGGGAGAACGUGUAUGGGUUCGACAUGAGCUGCAUUCGCAAUGUGGCCAUCAAAGAGCCUCUGGUGGAUGUGGUAGAUCCCAAGCAGGUGGUGACGAACGCCUGCCUCCUAAAGGAAGUGGACAUCUACACUGUGAAGCCAGAGGACCUGUCUUUCACCUCAGCCUUCUGUCUGCAGAUCCAGCGCAACGAUUAUGUCCACGCCCUGGUCACCUAUUUCAACAUUGAGUUCACCAAGUGUCACAAAAAGACUGGCUUCUCCACUGCUCCAGAUGCUGCCAGCACACACUGGAAACAGACAGUGUUUUACUUAGAGGACUACUUAACUGUCAAGAAGGGAGAGGAGAUCUUUGGCAGUAUUGCUGUCAGGCCCAAUGAAAAGAAUGUGCGUGACCUGGAGUUCACCCUAGAGCUAGACUUUAAGGGACAACUGUGUGAGGCCGCCAUUUCCCACGACUACAAAAUGCGUUAGGAACAACAAAAACCAACCAACUACCCUCAGCCCUUCGGGACCCAAUUGGAGAGGAGGGAGUGGGCACAGCCUCUCCAACAAGCAUUCCAGUGGCCAGCGAGGGCGACCAGACCAGACGCAUCAGAUUGGAUGCCAUCAUGCCAGCACCUAAGUGAUGUCAUCAGAAUAGGAAAGUAUCUAUCAGCAAUAGUGCCAUCACCUGUACCAACUUGAUCGACUCGGGCACAUCGUUGAAUGUAACAUCCUAAACGAACUUGAUUUUUUCUUUUCUCUCACUUGUUUCUGGAAAUGUUACAUUUUUGAGUCUAAAAUGAAAAGCAUUUGUGAGUCUUAAUAUUGUAAGUGCAGCUAACUGAAAAGCAUUGAUCUGUGUGAUGUUAAGAGGGUUACAGCACAGUCAUUAUCUGUUUUUCCUUUAGUCAUUUAUUAAGAUAUAUAAUGCACUGUAUAAUUGUGUAGAAGGUACAGUAAUCAAUUGUGAUUUAUUUUAUUAUUUAUUAUUUGCAUGUGAACUGUUUUUGCUUCAUUGGUUUUAGAAAGAUGUAAAAUGUAAUUUGUUUAUUUCUUUAAUAGAGACAAUUCUGAGCAACUGUACUUUGGUGCCAGUGUAGAACAGAACGAAGCCUCAGAACAGCAACAAACACAGAUGCAAUAUGUCAUGUAUCACUUUGUCUUGGAGAUCAGACAAACAAAAAGAAUGGAAAAAGAUGAACACGAUGAUGAAUAAA